Molecule: messenger RNA, 12928 nt
Organism: Stegostoma tigrinum
Lineage: Eukaryota; Metazoa; Chordata; Chondrichthyes; Orectolobiformes; Stegostomatidae
Gene: map1b
Product: microtubule-associated protein 1B
Exons: 7
Coding region: 58-6888 (2276 amino acids)
Biological process (GO): microtubule cytoskeleton organization; axonogenesis; dendrite development
Cellular component (GO): dendrite; synapse; microtubule
Molecular function (GO): microtubule binding; actin binding
Source: RefSeq, a predicted model, not a curated record
GCCGCCCAGGCUUACUCACUCCCUGUCUAGUGCCGAGUACGGCCGGAGAGGCUGAGGAUGGCGACCAUGGAGGAGGACCCAGAAGCUUCGUGUAGCAAACUAAGCUCAUCACCAUCAAACACAAGCCUGACUCACCGUUUCCUCGACAAUAAGUUCUAUUUACUAGUAGUUAUUGGGGAAAUUGUUACCGAAGAUCAUCUGAGAUGUGCCAUUUCAGAUAUAGAGCGAGGUAUCCGCUCUUGGGACACAGACUUGAUAGCCUGCAACCUAGAUCAGGAACUCAAACUCUUUGUAUCACGCCAUUCAGCUAGAUUUUCAGCAGAUGUUAGAGGUCAGAAAAUUCUUCACCACAGAAGUGACGUUUUGGAAACCGUUGUCCUGAUCAACCCUUCAGAUGAGGCAGUGAGCACAGAGGUACGUCUCUUGAUCACUGAUGCUGCUCGACAUAAGCUGCUGGUGCUAACUGGGCAGUGUUGUGAAAACACUGGGGAAGUAAUUCUGCAAUCCGGUUCAUUCUCCUUUCAGAACUUCAUUGAAAUUUUCACAGAUCAGGAGAUUGGAGAACUACUGAGCACCACACAUCCAGCCAAUAAAGCCAGCCUCACAUUAUCCUGCCUGGAGGAAGGCGAUUGGAAAAACACAAACCUGGAGAAGCAUAACCUGCAGGACUUCAUCAAUAUAAAACUAAACUCGGUCUCUAUUCUACCAGAAAUGGAAGGACUUUCGGAAUUCACUGAAUAUCUCUCAGAAUCGGUUGAGGUACCAUCGUCCUUUGAUGUACUGGAGCCCCCAGCAUCAGGAGGCUUCCUGAAACUGUCAAAACCUUGCUGCUACAUUUUCCCUGGUGGGAGAGGGGACUCUGCUUUGUUUGCUGUGAAUGGAUUUAAUAUGCUUAUAAAUGGAGGCUCCGAUCGCAAGUCAUGCUUCUGGAAAUUGGUUCGACAUUUGGACAGAGUUGACUCAAUUCUGCUCACCCACAAUGGAGCUGAUAAUCUCCCUGGAGUCAACAGUUUGUUGCAGCGUAAAAUAGCAGAACUAGAAGAGGAACAGUCACAAGGGUCUACUGCUAACAGUGACUGGCUGAAAAACCUGAUCUCACCUGAGCUGGGGGUGGUUUUUCUUAACGUCCCAGAAAAUAUGACAAACUUGCAGCCUAAUUUCCGGGUCAGGAGAAACACGGAGGAAACCUUUCUUACUCUCCAGUACUUAAACAAAUUGUCUAUAAAGCCAGAACCCCUGUACAGGACUGUAGGAAAUGUUAUUGAUCCUGUAAUACUUUUUCAGAAAAUGGGUGUGGGAAGAUUAGAAAUGUACAUUUUAAAUCCUGUGAAAGGAAGCAAAGAGCUACAAUUUUUCAUGCAACAUUGGUCCAGCAACAACAAAGCUAAAACUGGACUAGUGUUACCAAAUGGCAAAGAUGCAGAAAUAUCGUUUCCAUAUUUGACUUCGAUAUCUUCGCUGAUUGUAUGGCAUCCGGCUAAUCCAACUGAAAAAAUAGUCCGUGCCCUGUUCCCAGGAAAUGCUCCACAGUACAAUAUUCUGGAAGGAUUAGAAAAACUCAAAGAUUUAGACUUCCUUAAACACCCAGUGGUAACUCAAAAAGAGCUAUCCAUUAGCUUGGCUAUCCCAAAUGUUAAACAGUCCAAGAUGAAACAGCGGAGUGAUAGCAAGGAGAGUCUGAAAUCUAAUUCUAAGCCAGCUGUUGCUAAAGGAGUCAAGAAAGAAGAAACACCAGACGUGGCAAAACCUACUGCUGUUAGUCAACAAGAGGCUGUGAAAGAGAAACUGCAAAAGUUGGAGAAGAAAGAAAAACCAGUAGUUAAGAAAGAAAAAACCAGAACAGAGUCGCAAUCAAAGCCUGAAGAAAAGGAAACAAAAGCAAAAGAGGAGACAGCUAAACAGGAACUUGAAGAAAAAACACCGAGAGAUGACAAGCUUAAAGCUGAGAACAAACCCAAACCUGUCAGGGAAAAGAUUGUGAAGAAAGAGGUCAAAGCAAAGAAACCAGAAGACAAGAAGAAAGAAGAAAAGGAAGUGAAGAAAGAGAGUGUGAAGCCAGAGGCAAAGGAAGACAAAGCAGUUGCUAAAAAAGAAAAGGUCACGAAGAAAGAAGAGAAACCAAAGAAAGAAGAAAUAAAAAAAGAAGAAAUAAAGAAAGAAGUAAAGAAGGAUGUUAAAAAAGAAGUGAAGAAAAAAGAAACACCAGUGAAAGAAGUAAAAAAAGAGGAAAACAAAGAGAUCAAAAAAAGUGAUAAAGAUGUCAAGAAAGACCUGAAAAAGCCUGCUAAAGAAACUAAAAAACCCGUCGCUGCAACUGAGACCAAAAAAGUACCAACAAAACCCAAAGUGGAAAGGAAAAAUGAGCCAAUAAAGAAGGAAGACACUACAACAAGCAAGCCAAAAGAGAAAGGAAAGCUAAAACCAAGCAAGAAAGAGACCAAAAUUGAAAAUGUUACUGCUGCAGGGGCAGCAGUAACAGCAGUUGCUUUAGUGACUGCAGGCGAACUUGAGACUGAACGGUCACGAAUGUCUUCACCAGAAGAUUUAACUAAAGACUUUGAAGAACUUAAUGAAGAAGAGAAAAGAGAAAUGCAAGGACCUGUAGUCCCAGCAGAAAGUUCAAUAAAUAAUGAAGUGCAAGAAGCUACAUUUGUGAAGAAGACAGGGUUUAUAAUUCAUGGAGACUCUUUGGAGACAGAUGAAUCUCCUGAUGAAGGAAUAACAACCACUGAAGUUGAAGGUGAAUUUGAACCGUCUCCUCAAGAGUACGUUGAAACUCGAAAUAAGGUAACUUUGGACAAAUUUGAGGACGAAGGUGCUGCUUUCGAAGAAUCUUCUGAACCUGGAGACUAUGAAGAAAAGGCUGAGACAGAAGAUGUUGAAGAACUAGCGGAAGAUAUCGUGGAAAAGAUGCUUCCAGGCAAAACGGAACAUGUCUUGACAGGUGCAAAGGUUGAGAGCGAUGACAUUGAAGCAGAAGAAUUAAUUCCAACUGAAGAACCGGCUGGAGAAGGCGAGAUAGAAAAAGAAGAGACAGGAGAAUCUGAAGCUGGGGAUGAUCACAGACAAAGAGAAGGUUUUCCAGUAAAGCCUGAAGAAGAGGCAGAGGAAGAAGAGGUUGGAGUUGAUCUUAGCAAAGAAGCUAAGAUUUAUGCCCAGAAAGAGUUAGGUGAGACUGAAACCACAGAAAUAAAAGCUCCAUCCCCUGAUGCAACUUUGGAUAAAAUCUCUGCCCUCCAUUCUUCAACUGUUGAUCAGUCAAUGUUGAUUCGUAAUGAGACAAUACCGACGGAUUUUGAAAGUGAAAUAACAGUUUCUGAUGAAGAAACCCAUGAAGAGCCACCAGAAGAAUUUACAGCUACAUCAGGUUUUACUCAAUCUACAAUUGAAAUUUCAAGUGAACCUACCCCAAUGGAUGGUAUGUCCACACCAAGAGACAUUAUGAGUGAUGAGACCAAUAAUGAAGAAACGGAGUCGCCUACUCAGGAGUUUGAAAGCAUGACAAAGUUUGAAACUACUGUCAUUUCUCAAGGUCGUGAGGGAGCCAAGCUUUCUCCAGUUCCUGAUACUUACAAUGGACUCUCAAUAGAAACUUCCAAAACAGAAGUUACACAAGGUGAUGAUUAUCCAGCAUCAGCCUCAACAAUAUCUCCCUCAUCUUCUCUUGAAGAAGACAAGUGCUUUAAAUGUCCAUCAGUCUAUGUUCCUAAAUCUGAUGACUUUGAAAAACUGGAAGAUCUAGAGACUGAAAAACAAAUAAAAGAUCUUGAAGCCAAAUUAAGCCCGGUGAGGAGUCCAGUUGGUUCUUCGCCACAGUCUAGGACACCUUUGAGUGACCAUAAUGUCAACUUUGAUUUGACUCCAUCAGAUAUCAAGGCAACCACAGAUCUUACCACCUCUGACCAUGAAACUCCAGAUGAUCAUUGUGCUAGUCCUGAAGAAAAAACACUAGAGAUGGCAUCUCCCGCACAGUCUAGUUCCCCUAGUGCUGGUCACACACCAUUUUAUCAGUCUCCAGUAGAUGACAAAGAUAGUAAAGUUGCAACAGAAUUAACAGGAAAAUUGCCAGCCCCAAUUAUUAUUGAGACUGAUGACAUGAAAGCUGAUGAGACCAGUCCAAGAUAUAGCCCCAUGGAUGAGCCUGUACCUGAUUCAGAAUCACCUGUAGAAAAGGUUCUGUCUCCAUUACGAAGUCCACCGAUGUUGGGUUCCAGUUCUCCGGUUGAUAGCUCUCCUAAUGAUGGAGAAGAAUUUCCAGUACAGUUUCUUGAAGGUGCAAUGGAACUUUCAAGUGAUAAGCUUAAACUUCUUUCUUCACCCCAUCUUUAUCAAUUUAAUGACUUUUCAUCCAGCCCUGUUGUGCCUGAAAAACAACGUGCAGCAGAUUUUGAGUUGUUGACUCCCAGAGAAAGUUUCAGCCAAGAAUGCAAAGUGGAAGAAAUUGCUACUGCAACCUUCCCAUCACUCGGUCCCUUUGAAGCUCAUAAAACUGCAGCUGAACUGUCCCCAACUCUGGUAGAUCUCAGCCAAAUUGGUUCCAUUAAAGAAGAUAGCAAAAUGUCUAUUUCUGAAGGAACCACUUCAGACAAAUCAGCUACUCCUGUUGAUGAGGUAGUGGCAGAAGAUACUUAUUCCCAUAUCGAAGGUGUGGCUUCAGCUUCAACAGCAUCUCUCGCUACAAGUUCCUUUCCAGAACCUACAGCAGAUGAUGUAUCUCCGUCAUUGCAUGCAGAAGUCGGGUCUCCUCAUUCAACUGAAGUCGAUGAAUCUCUCUCAGUAUCUGUUGUCCAAACACCUACAACUUUCCAAGAAGCUGAAGUUUCACCUUCUAAAGAAGAUUGCCCAAGGCCCAUGUCGAUUUCUCCUCCAGAGGUGUCUCCAAAAACUGCAAAAUCCAGAACUCCUGUACAGGAAGUGAGGUCACCCGAGCAUUCAACAAUGUCGGUAGAGUUUAGUCAGGAGUCACCGGAACAGUCUUUGGCUUUAGACUUCAGUAGACAGUCUCCUGAGCAGCCUGCAUUUAACGCCAGCUUCCAGCACAUAUCUGAAAAUGGACCCACUGAAGUAGAUUACAGCCCAUCAGAUAUGCAUGAGCCUGGAUUUAUCCAGCAUGCUUUGCCAACGCUUGACAGAUCAUUCUACGGCCAAGAACGGGAUCAUUUGCAAUUUGGUUCUACCCCACCAACUGAGGCUUCUCCAUCAUCCUCAUCUGCUCGUACACCGCAAACCAGUUCUCCAUUGCAAGAGGAAUAUGGUGUUUGUACUUCAGCCCUCUCUGACAAACCAGUUAAUGUUGGAGUGCCAUUGGUUUCGGAAAGGAUAUCAUCUGCCCAUUCACCACAAGGAAGUUCUCCACUGGAAGAACAGGAAGAGCUACAAAUGUUUGAUCUUUCACAACCUUUUGCACAUGCAAAAGAAGUAUCUCAUUUGCACAUGUCUGACUCAUCAGGCCCAUGUCUACUGCAGGAGAAAACUCCAGUAGGAUCAUCAAUGAUAUCGCCUUCUGAGCAGGUAUCUGCUGUUUAUGCAUCACACUCAUUACAAGAACCUGCCCUGUCUCAAAGCAAAAUUCCAGUAAUGCAGUCAGACAUGGAAGAAAUGGAGACAUUCAGCAGCAAACAAGGUAAAGCCAAAGAAAUACAUGAGCUUGAAGAUGGCCAUUUUGCAUCCAGAUCAGUGCGUCCAGCAGAGGCUCAACCUGCUGCUGAUACAUGUUUUAAGACCCCAACUUCAUUCCGGCUCAACAUGGCAGAUCUUUCCCCAUCUUUCAUUAACCCAAGCCCAUUAGAAUUCUUUGAGCAAGAUGAAAUCGCAGAAGAUCUUGAGAGACCACUUACGCAAGGUGGAGGAGGCCAGCCUCCAUCUGGUGGAAAGCAGCAGGCCCGGCAAUGCGAUGAUACCCCGGGAACAUCCGUCAGUGAGUCUGCUCCAUCACAGACUGAUUCUGACUUCCCACCUGGAACAGAGGAAUGCCCUUCCAUCACUGCAGACGCCGCCUUGGACUCUGAAGAUGAGUCUGAAACUCUCCCUACAGACAGAACACUAGUACACAGACAAAUGGACCCCCCACCUGUUCCACUGAUGGAUCCUAGUCCACCUCCACCACAUCCAGAUGUUUGCAUGGUCGAACCUGAGGCAUUGCCGACUGAUCAGAGCUUGGCAAAGGCAGAUAAGCCAUUGAAGAAAGAGGUUAAAGAGAGAACAAAGACCAAAAAGCAGGCCACAAAGACAAAGUCUUCCUCUCCUUCUAGAAAAGCUGAUAGCAAACCAAAGCAUUCCAGUGCUCCUUCCAGAACCAACCCACUAGCAUCUGCUAAGGAAUCAGCUGAUAAAACAGCAAAAACAGCUUCUCCUAAGAAGAAGGAUUCAGUGGAGAAUGGAGCCAAGACUAACACUAAUCCAGAAAUAAAGAGCUCCCGAGGUGAUGACAAGGAAGUAAAAAAUGCAACUAACACCACGAAUUUAAAAUCUGCACAUACAACUAAAAAUCCAGCUUCCAGCAGCAAUAAGGCAGCAAGCAUGCCGUCAGUGCCCCCAGGACCUCCCGUGUACCUUGACCUGGUAUACAUUCCAAAUCACUGCAGUGCCAAGACUGUGGACGCAGAGUUUUUCAAGCGAGUGAGAUCUUCCUACUAUGUAGUGAGUGGAAAUGACCAUGCAGCUGAUGAACCGAGCAGGGCUGUGCUGGAUGCACUCCUGGAGGGCAAGUCUCAGUGGGGUAGUAAUAUGCAGGUUACUCUAAUCCCAACCCAUGACUCUGAAGUCAUGCGGGAAUGGUACCAGCAAACUCAUGAGAAGCAACAGGACCUGAACAUCAUGGUACUAGCGAGUAGCAGCACUGUUGUCAUGCAAGAUGAAUCGUUCCCUGCGUGCAAGAUCGAAUUGUAACUGGGAGUCCCAUAAAACCAGAACAUUCAACCAGUUGUCUAAGGGGAAGCACUCAAAUGGAAAUUUUUUAAAAAAUAAUGAGGGAAAGCAGAUAUAGAUGAGUGUCUGCUGAAUAUUGUACGAUAGAUUUGUUAUACAGGUCACUAGCGUGUAACACUUUCCAGACUAUUUAGUUCCGAUGCUAAGGCAAAACUUUCGUAUUCCUAAAAAGUAACAACAGGGUUUAAAAUACUUGAAUCAGCCAAGCUCUGUAUGUAUUACAUGUGUGCUGAGGUUGAUCCUGGUUCAGGAUUUUUAUGUUUUGAAGAAACUGAUUUAGUGAGAAAAAGUCCCAUGAUUCUUACCUGUGGGAACAGAACUUUUACACAAAAAUAAACCACCACAACUAUAGUUGAAACGUGUGAAAUUUAGCUUUUUAAUGAAUACAAUGCUGUGCAAAGGCUGUACACAACUCCAUGUGGUAAUGCAACAUGUGCUAAACUCACGUAUUUUGAACCCUAUUCACGUAACCAGCCCAUCCACCCACCGUAAAUUAAUAUGCAGAUAUUUAACUAAGGCAUGUUCCCUGUGUACCAGCUUCUUGACAGAUGUAAUUCUGCAUAUGACCAUGGCAUAUUGCCAUUGAGCCUUGAUAAAACUGCAUGCUUAUAAAAACAGCUAAUAUACUUAAGCAGAAACCAAAGGAGUUGGGAGUACACAUACUAGUCAUUUUGCCUUAGACAGUGACUUGAAUGUAUUGUGAUCUUGGUUGCACUUUUUUUAAACAAUGAGGCAGACAACAGAUCAGCAGUGAAGAUCAGUAUGGGACAGUAGUUUAGGUAAUGCUGUGAGGUAUGUGGGUGUGAAUGUGUUUGUAUGUGUAUAUGACCCUACAAUUUCCUUAAGACCAGUCAUUGCAUAUGUUCAAAUGUGACGUAUGCUUUCUUUUACAUUUUUUUUAAGCAAGCACAGGUUCAGGUGGAAUUGGAUUAUUGGAGAAGAAUCAUUCCAAAUAUGCAGAAAGUUUUCUUUUUAAGUUACAUAACGUAUUAUUGAUAAAUAGCCUCCGUUCUUGUUGCACGAGUUAAUUCUUUUUUAACCAAAAACAUCAGUUGAGGUUUAAUAGGUGGAUGCAUUAUGUUGAUUUGGGCAGAAAGUGUGGACUUGUAACUAGCUAAACCAUUGGUCAUUUAUAAUUCUAAAAAUCACCUUAUAGAAAGCCUUAUAAUUUAAUAUUACACCUAAGUUUGACACGGUCUGAUAAUGUGCAGUCGCUAGUGUAAUAUUGUUAAUGUUGUACAGCCCAAAGUUGAAUUGUCUAUUUUAAUUUCUAUUUGGAAGAAAUCCAACAGUGGAAGAGCAUUUUGCCACAACUUCUUCAAUUUUUUGUACCUGCACAGCAUUUGUAAUUGUAAAACUUUGUUUCACCUGGAAACUCAUACACAAGACAUAAUUGUACGGGUGUAAGUCUAAGUAUGCCAGACUGUGCAAUGAACAGAAUUGAACUUUUUGUCAUAUGAAGGGUUUAGAAAGGUUGAAUGCAUUUCCUCAUGUCUGUGCUUGACUUGGGUAAAACUGAAUUUGAACGGUGAGGGAGUAUAGUGUGAAAACCUGGGAGGAACUAAAAAAAAAACAUUUUAUAUUGGUUAAAAAAAGUGCUGCUUGUUUUGGAGCAAGUAGGCAAUUUCAAAGUUUAUCAUGUUUUGAAUUUCCAGUUAAAGAUAUUGCUAUUGGAAGUGUCAGAAUUUUUGGACAUUAACUUCCGGUUAGAUCAUCUAUCAGCUAGCAGUUCAGCAUCCACUGAACAGUGUAAUUAGAAUCUACAUUUGCCAUUUAGAUAUCAAGACAAUUGCAAAUACACUCUGUAAAGUCUAGUCAUGUUUUGUUUCUACUUUCUUCGAAAAACUAGCAAGGAUGCUUGUACAUUUUUGAAAGUGAUAUUUUUGAGUUGACAAUGCACUUACUGUAUAUUUUAGUAAAUAUUUUUUGUUUGUUGCAACAGGGAAUAUUCAACUUAGGAGAAACAUAGGUUAAUAAAUGGUCAAUCAAUGCUUACAGGUUCAAACAAGUCAUACUGGGAUCCAGAAUUAGUUAUAUUAAUCCAAUAAAUAGUGGUGCAGUAUAAAGCUCAAUGCCACAUAUAAUGUGAACAUGAGAUGUUAAUGAUAAUCUGAAGCCCAUUAUUUUCUUGUGGUUUAGAUUCAGUCAGAUAUGCUUGCUAUUCCAUGAUUUACAGUUUCCCAGUUAAAAAUCUGAAUAUAUGAGAGCAUGAUACUGUCUAUAACUUUGUGAAAAGGGCAUACUUUUCUUUUAUGCCACUAUAAUAGCAGUUUCUUUGAAACAUUUGCAGGUAUCCACCUCCAGCCAAAAGUCUCUUUGGAUUGUGGUAUUGUCUGUUAUUCUAAUUUGAAUUCUGUAUCGAAAUUUAUAAUUGGCGUUUAAAUAUUAUAACCCCCUAACUACUUUGUGUAAAGCAAGGAUACCGUGUAGCUAGUGUGUUUACCUUCCAUACAAAUUCGACUUAAAACAUGGAUCAUUACUUUUAAUUGCCUUUUCCACCUGACACUGAUUCACCGAAAAAGAAAUGCAUGAGGACAGUGAAGGCUUACUCACCUUUUCAUAAACUCUUCAUAUCUGAUUUAACUUUCUCCUCCAUUGUUGUCAAAAAUAUCCACUGUUGGAUCUAACUAGUGAGCCUUAGUCUGGAAUUAGAUGACCCUUGACCCCACUGGUUGUAACCUUGUCAGACAUAAAAUUUAAAUAGCUGCUUCCCCACAGAUAUGACCUCAUUUUUGUACAGUACAUUUUUUUAAAAGGAAAAAAAAAGCUGAUUGUUUUAUUUUUAAAUACUUUAUGUGAACAAAAGUGUGAUGCAAAGUUGUUUUAUCAGAAAAUGAAAGCACCAUUAUGUUUGCACUGUUUUUGUACACAGCUUUCCUAAUGUGGGCAGGCUUCAUUAGAGUCAAAUUUUAUCAUGUGGCUUCAGACACUGAAACUUAUGCAAUAUUACAUUGUAUUAUAAACUUCUGUUAUUGUGGUAUUUUAUUUGAAGAUAUUUUUCCAAGUAGGUUAUUUAAGAAGGAUUACUGAAGCACAUGGUUUUAAAUUAUUUGUUUCUGCUAUUUGAAAACAAAACACCAUUUUUAAUUUUUAGCUUCUGCAGUUAACACGAAAACUCGAAGAAAGUUUUAGAUACUCUAAAAGUGUUUGUUUUGUAUCAGUAUCGUUAAAUGCCAGCUAAGUUAAAUUCCUUUGAAAGGACGCAGUUACCUUUGGUAUCCUAGUUAUAAUUGUGGAGAAGUUUAAAAAGUCAGUCACCAUGCAUUUUACAUUUGACUUGUUUGAGCUGCUCAAAGCUGCUGCUGCCUGAGUCUGCUUUUGCCAUGCCAUGGUCCUCUGACAUACUGUGCUACACUGUGAGAAACUCAACUCCACAUUCUAGACUCCUUGUUAGUCACGCUGUCAGGACAAGGGGCAAUGGAAGCCUUCAAUGUUUCCUUCAAAAACAGGAGUUUUAAACAAAUCAAUCCUCAUAUGCUAUUCUUAUAUAUUUUCUACCAAUUGGCUCAAGAACAGUGCAGCGUAGGCUGGGAGCUGGUAGGAGGUAGGAGACAUUUUAUGGAACCCAAAUGUGACAUCAGGCCACCCACCUUCUCUUUGUGCUCAUUGCAUUUUUGACUAACAUAACUUCUCAAAUACAAACAUUUAAAAUAUUCAAGCAAAUUAUUGAAAUGGGUUCUUCAUACAGGGGACCAUUCUUGGCACAGCUUUGAGAACAGACAUGAAAAAUGUGACAGCCUUGGUCUUUUGACUCCAAAUUCUUAGUACAAGAUAAUGUUAUUAGUAUUAAUUUAUUUUGAACACAGCAGUUUUGAAGAUUUAGUUCCAUUACAGUCCAUAGCUUUUUGAUUGUACAAAAUUAUAAACUGUGAGAUCAGAGUUACCGAGUUUCUUUUUUAAAUUAAACUCUUUUCAAGUUGGAUAGCUCUUUGAAAGGCUAGCAAGGCAUGAUGGGCAGAAGGGCCUGCUUCUGUGCUGUAUGUUUCUCACCUAGAACCAAGGGUUAAAUUUAAAGAUUUUGUAAUAUAAACUAUUCUAAUUUUUUUUAAAGGCGCUUGUUAUGACUGUUUCAGAUGAAUUGCCCUUUCCUACAAUUCUUUGGAAACAUUACAAAUCCUCAAGGUAGAUAGAUGUGUUAUCAUGUGUUAGGAGCAUUAAAAGCAUUGAGAGAAUGUGCAUGUGGCAUGCUGUUUUAUUGACAUCCCUGUAUAAAAUGUUUUUGGAGACUUGCUUAAAGUUCCUUUGAAUGCAUCUUUACACUUUCUCAAAUGGUACUGAUUCAGAGUUGCGUACAUAUUUGCCCAGAGCAAGGUGCCGAAAUGCACAGGGCAGUACAUGGAUUUUACUGAUGGUACACAUUUUCAUAGGGGCUGCAUUUCAUCAAAUGUAUUGUUGUAGUUUUAAAGCUGAACUUCCCACAGGUCCCUUCCCCCAGCUCUACCCUUUCAUUUAUUUCUUUUGAAAAGCAGUAGAAUGUUCCGUAUGAGUCACUUUUUUCAGUGUAGAGAUGAAAAAUCAAAACCUGGCUUUCAGAAAAAAGAUUCAAAGCAUGAAAUUAAGAUUAUGACAACAAGUAUGGAAAUAUGGAAAAGUGGGGUGGUAAAGCUCUGACAGUCAGUGUGCAUUUUGUAAGAAAAAAGACAGCAAGUUGCAUUUAAUUAUUGCAUCCUUUUUUUUCGCUGUUUCAUGUUUGUAUUUCAUGCAGAUAUUAAGAUCAUGUUACUGAGUUGGAAAAUUCAUUGUUGUGUAAUUGUGAGAUUGCACUAUGGUAAUAAAUGUCAAUAUUAAAAGGAGCUUGGUAAGAAGUCAAACUUUUGUGCCCUGGAAGCAUGGAACCUUCAUGGUAGACUUUAUGAAAUUAGUUUUACCUGAAUUUAACAAUUCAUUGUAUUUUUUUUUGCUGUGAUAUUGUUUAAAAGCCUUCAAACUCACAAUGUCAGUAAGGUGAAAAUGAUUGCGUACUUCUUUCUGAUGGUUCCUACAGACUUUGAGGAUCAAGGAGCUAGCUGUGAUGAGUUGCCAUAAUAAAGUGGGUUUGAACAUGUUACAUUCCAACAACCAAUCAUUUUUUUGAAAUAGACAAUCUGCUGAUAUCCUGCCGUGGUUAAUUUUCUUCCAGAUUUAUAUACUGUAUCCAAACUAACAUACUAGGCUCUGAUGAAACAUUUGUUCAUAAUCCACUUGCAUGUUUAAAGUUUGCAAUGCCGCUCAUUUCCACCUUACUACAAAAAGGUGCCCGUUAAUGGUAUUUGUGGAUCAAACGGGUAUAUGUUAUGAAAUUUGUUUUAAUUAUAAGAACAAUUAUGUACAUUAAAAUUGUGAUAGUAAAUAUGGCGAGGGAAUUGCUCACUUUUAGACAUCAGAAUGAAUGCGUGUUUGAACGUUUGAGUGUAUUUUUAAAAUGAAUCUCAUUAUAAAUGUUGAAUUUUGUGUGUGAGGCGCCACAUUUGUAGCAGUGACCAUGAUGAUAUGUCAGUUGAUUUACUAAGUGAUACUGUUUAUGGGAUGUUUGUGACAUUACAAAGUAAUAGUGACCAAAAACUGUUCAUGUCUAAUGCCCGGGUAAGUGACUGCAACCAAUCCUGUGACUGCCAGCAAUCUUGUGACUGUCCAGAUUUACUCUCAUCCUUAAUUUACAGAUGUUCCGCUGAUGACUUGUAAAAAUGAAUAGACUGCGAACAUAAAAUAUCUGCUUAAACACUUGCAUGCAGUUUUAUCUUCCAAAUAUGGAAAGCACCAGCCUCACAGCUGGCUGAGCAGCAACUCACAAUCCUCCCAUUAUCUGAAUAAUGUUUUAUGUGUCAAACUGCAGCUGUGUAUGGUAUUUAUGUCUUAUAAUCCUGCAAAAUUCUAACCAGUCAUAUCUAAUGUAGAACUUAGUUUUCAGUGAAAGUAUUAUGUAGUGCUUUUCAGAUAUUGUGUGCAAUAUCCCCUGCCACUGGAGUAUUUGAUGUAAAGGGAACAAUUAAAUUAAAACCCAUAAUAAAAUUAAAUUCGACAA